UCCAGACAAUUCUUUGUCACUUCACUCCAUCUUCUCCUCUCUUUCUCUCUAGCGAUUAUACUCUGAAGUUUCUCAAACUCUCUGAUAUAAAAUCGACCACGAAGACACAAGACAGAAAGAUUCCUCUGAUUAUGUCUCUCGAAGCAAUGAAUUCUCCGACAACUACGUCCUCGUUUAGAGUCCGGAAAGAUAGGAUCGAAGCAACAGAUGAUCUGAUGAAGGACGCCGUCUUCAUGGAGCCUUGGCUGAAACGCAAACGCUCGAAACGCCAGCGUUCUCCCAGCCCUUCCUCGCCGCCUCGAUCUCACGCUAAAUCUCAAAGUAGUCAAGAUCUUAAGGAGGAAGAGUACCUCGCUCUGUGUCUCCUCAUGCUCUCCAAAGACCAGCCGCAGACGCGAUUCCAACCGUCACAGCCGCCUCAAGAGACGACGAAGCUUUCGUAUAAUUGCAGCGUUUGUGGGAAAGCGUUUCCUUCCUAUCAGGCUUUAGGCGGUCACAAAGCCAGCCACCGCAUCAAGCCUCCAACCGCCGGUGAUUCCAAAGCUCCAAGCAUCGCCGUCACCGGAGAAAAGCAUCCGACUUCCACAACCAUCGCUCCUUCCGGGAAGAUCCACGAGUGUUCUAUCUGCCAUAAAGUGUUUCCGACAGGUCAAGCUCUAGGCGGUCACAAACGCUGUCACUACGAAGGGAACCUCGGCGGCGGAGGUGGUGGAAGCAAGUCGGUUAGCCACAGUGGAAGCGUGUCAAGUACUGUUUCAGAAGAACGAAGCAACCGUGUGAUCAUAGAUCUGAAUCUCCCGGCGUUACCGGAGCUCAGCCUUCAUCACGACCCAGUCGUCGACGAAGAGAUUCUAAGUCCGUUGACCGGUAAAAAACCGCUUUUGUUGACCGGUCAUGACCAAGUCAUCUACAAAGAAAAUUUAUCUCAAUCUAAGAAUUAGUCUAUUAUUAUUGUGUAAUUAGUUUAGUUUUUAUUAAUUACCAUCUUUUUCUUAUUUAUUAUUAGUUACAAUUUUUUUUCUUAUUUAUGGGAACGGAUACAUAUUCAUCUAUGUUUAUACUUUAGUGAUUGAUACAAAUUAAUUGAUGGAUUUUAUU
This is a messenger RNA of Raphanus sativus (radish), 1098 nucleotides long. RefSeq names its product zinc finger protein AZF2. Gene Ontology annotation, molecular function: DNA-binding transcription factor activity. The record is from RefSeq and is a predicted model, not a curated record. The transcript has a single exon. Lineage: Eukaryota; Viridiplantae; Streptophyta; Magnoliopsida; Brassicales; Brassicaceae. The coding region runs from base 132 to 941 and encodes 269 amino acids.